AUGCGCGACAGACUCAGCGGAUACCGAGCACGGAGCAGGAGGAAAUAUUAACCAAAGCCUGUGAUCAGUCUUUAAUUGCUGCUGAUGUCAGAAGACAAAUUUUAAGCAUUGUACAUGCUGCUUUUAUGGAAAACGAUUCUGGGGUCUCGCGAAUCCAGACGCAAGGAGAGGCGCAGAUAAAGAUCUUUAACCACAGUCUGCACCAAACCAGUUCAACUAUCUGUGUGGAGUAAAAUUACUCCCCUGACCAGCGUGGACUGAUGAUGUCUCUAAUGGUUCACCUGAAGACGGCCGCUCACCUCCGGGGAAAAGGUGACAGGAUCGCCAAAGUUACAUUCAGAGGUCUGUCCUUCUACAGCCGUGUAGCAGAGAACUGUGAGGAGGAGGCCCACUUUAAUCAGACAUUUCGAUGGCCCAUUGCCAGCAGGCUGGAUGCUGAUGAGAUGCUGGAGAUCCAAGUGUACAAUUACAGCAAAGUGUUCUCUAACAGGUUGGUGGGGACAUUCUGUAUGGUUCUUCAGAAGGUGGCUGAAGAGGGACACCUAGAGCUGACCGACACACUCAUCGAUGACAACAACACGUCGAUAAAGACCAGCGUUACCUUAGAGAUCAGAUACCAGCCAAUGGAUGAAACUAUGGGGGUGUGGAGCGACGGGGAGCUCCUGGGUGUUCCUGAUGACCGUGAUGGGAUGUUUGCCUUUGAAACAGACAGCUUGUUAUCUGGACAAAGUCGCGGGUCAGGCAUGUCUGCUGGACGAGCCUUGCAAGGAUCCAUACCAACCUUCCGAAAAGCCGGGAAGAGUGUUUUCUCAGCCAUGAAGCUUGGCAAGAUCAAGAACUCUAAAGAUGAUCACAAGAAAGGAGAUGAGCCAGCAAUCCUGGACAUGGAGGACCUGGACAGGAAGGCGAUGCGUCUUGCUGGCACACUGGAGGCAGACACCAUCUCUCUGGCCUCUGUCACUGCUGUCACCACCAACGUCUCCAAUAAGAGGUCAAAGCCAGAUAUCAAGAUGGAACCAAGUUCUGGGCGACCAGUGGAUUAUCAGAUCAGUAUCACAGUGAUCGAGGCCCGGCAGCUGAUAGGCCUCAAUAUGGACCCCGUGGUGUGUGUGGAGAUCGGUGAUGACAAGAAGUACACAUCUAUGAAGGAAUCCACCAACUGCCCAUAUUAUAAUGAGUAUUUUGUCUUUGACUUCCACGUCCCUCCUGAUGUCAUGUUUGAUAAGAUCAUCAAGCUCUCAGUUAUUCACUCCAAAAACCUUCUUCGGAGUGGGACCUUGGUGGGAACCUUUAAGAUGGAUGUUGGGACAGUUUACUCUCAGCCUGAACACCAGUUUUACCACAAGUGGGCCAUCCUGUCUGAUCCGGACGACAUCACAGCUGGAUGUAAAGGAUAUAUAAAGUGUGAUAUUGCCGUGGUCGGGAAGGGUGACAACAUCAGGACCCCACACAAAGCAAACGAGACCAAUGAAGACGACAUAGAAGGAAACUUCCUGCUCCCAGAGGGCAUCCCAGCAGAGAGGCAGUGGGCCAGGUUUUAUGUGAAGGUCUACCGCGCUGAGGGUCUUCCUAAAAUGAACACUAACAUCAUGGCUAAUGUGAAAAAAGCCUUGACAGGAGAGAACAGAGACCUGGUGGACCCUUAUGUUCAAGUGCAGUUUGCUGGGCAGAAAGGGAAGACUUCAGUCCAGAGGAGCAGUUAUGAACCGAUCUGGAAUGAGCAGAUCAUUUUCAGUGAGCUGUUCCCUCCACUCUGCAGACGCCUGAAGAUCCAGAUACGAGACUCAGAUAAGGUCAAUGAUGUUGCCAUAGGGACUUACUUUAUUGACCUACGCAAGAUAUCAAAUGAUGGUGAUAAAGGGUUCCUGCCCACCCUGGGCCCAGCUUGGGUCAACAUGUAUGGCUCCACCCGUCAGUACACACUGAUGGAUGAGCACCAGGACCUGAAUGAGGGACUUGGAGAAGGCGUGUCCUUCAGAGCCCGUCUCCUGCUCUCUAUCACUGUGGAGAUCCUGGACACUGCCUCACCUGAGAUCAUCAGCUCCACUGAUGUUCAGGUGGAGGCUGUCUCUAACAUCUCAGAGAGCGCCACAGGGAAAAUAGAAGAGUUCUUCCUCUUUGGUUCCUUCCUGGAGGCCACCAUGAUAGACAGGAAGAUUGGUGACAAAGCAAUUAGUUUUGAAAUCACAAUUGGUAACUAUGGCAACCAGAUAGAUGGCAUGAGCAGGCUUUCAUCAACAAAAAAGAACAAGAAAGAUGGGGAGAAGGAGGAGGAGGAGAACGAGCUCAUCCAAAACUCCAGUGAAGAUGAGGCAGACGAGGAUGGAGAGCUGGUCUCAGUUUCUUCCACGCCACCCAUGAGGCCCUUCAUCACUGACAGGAACUACUUUCAUCUUCCCUACUUUGAAAAAAAGCCUUGUGUUUACAUUAAAAGCUGGUGGCAGGACCAGAGAAGACGACUCUACAACUCUAACAUGAUGGACAAGAUCGCUGACAAGCUGGAAGAGGGUUUAAAUGAUGUUCAGGAGAUCAUUAAGACGGAGAAGGCCUUUCCAGAGCGCAGACUCAGGGGAGUGCUGGAGGAGCUCAGUGUCGGCUGCAGUCGGUUUGUGACUCUGGCUAACAAGGACUUGAACCAGGCAGGCAGGACCAAACUGGAUCGAGAGAGGCUCAAGUCUUGCAUGAGAGAGAUGGAUAGCAUGGGCCAGCAGGCCAAGCAGCUUCGGACUCAGGUGAAGAAAAACAUAGUCAGAGACAAACUCAAGCUGGCACACAACUUCCUGCAGAAGCUUCGUUUCCUCGCUGACGAGCCUCAGCACAGCAUCCCAGAUGUUUUCAUCUGGAUGAUGAGCAACAACAAGCGCAUUGCUUACGCCCGGAUUCCCUCCAAAGACAUCCUGUAUUCAAUAGUGGAUGAGGAAACCGGCAAAGACUGCGGUAAAGUCAAAGCAGUCUUCCUCAAGCUACCUGGUAAGAAGGGGUUCGGGUCUGCAGGCUGGACGGUUCAGGCUAAGCUAGAGUUGUAUCUGUGGCUGGGUCUCACCAAGCAAAGGAAGGACUUCCUCAGUGGUCUGCCUAAUGGUUUUGAAGAGGUCAAAGUGGCUAAAAUGGGCCCGAGUCUUCACUUGGUCCCCCCUGUCAGUCUUGUCUACAACAUGAAGCAGGUGUUUCAACUGAGAGCACACAUGUACCAGGCCCGCAGUCUGUUUGCUGCUGACAGCAGUGGUCUUUCAGACCCCUUCGCUCGGGUCUUCUUCUCCACACACAGUCAGGUUACUGAGGUCCUGAGUGAGACUCUGUGUCCUACAUGGGACGAACUGCUGGUGUUUGAUGAUGUGGAGCUAUUUGGAGAAGCCACUGAGCUGAGAGAUGACCCACCAAUCAUUGUAGUUGAAAUCUAUGACCAAGACACUGUGGGCAAGGCAGAGUUCAUAGGUCGGACAUUUGCAAAGCCCACCAUCAAGAUGUGUGACGAGCACUACGGCCCCCCGAGGUUCCCACCACAGCUGGAGUACUACCAGAUUUACAGAGGGAACUGCAGCGCUGGGGAACUGCUGGCUGCCUUUGAACUGCUGCAGAUUCCUUUUGAUGCGGAGGAGAUUAGGCAAGCUCUGAUUGCUGUCCAUAACUUUGCUGUUCCUCAGAUAAAGAUUGGCCAAGGAGGCAGGGCAGACCUUCCCCCCAUUGAAGAACCAACAGACACAGAGCGAGGACCCAUCGUCCCUGUGCCCUUAGGCAUCCGACCUGUCCUGAGCCACUACCGCAUAGAGGUUUUGUUCUGGGGUUUAAGGGACCUGAAGAGGAUUAACUUGGCUCUGGUGGAUCGACCCCGUGUGGAUAUAGAAUGUGCCGGUAGAGGUGUGCAGUCUGCACUCAUCCAGAACUACAAGAAAAACCCCAACUUUAGCACCCUGGUUAAAUGGUUUGAGGUGGACCUUCCAGAAAAUGAGCUCCUCCACCCUCCUCUCAACAUCCGGGUGGUAGACUGCAGAGCAUUUGGCCGCUACAUCUUGGUAGGGUCCCAUGUUGUCACCAGCCUGAGACGUUUCAUCUACAGCCCCCCAGACAAGACCUCAAACAAAUGGGCCACUGCAGCUAAGCUAAUGAAUGGCUAUAUGGUCCUUACCAAUGGCGGCUCCCAACCUCGCUCCUCACCCAGCCUUUCCUCCCACACCCUCUCUCACCCUCCAGGUGACAUCAUCGUCAACGUAGAUGGAGAGCCUCCCAUCCGAAAGAUGGACACUGUGGUCAAGUUAGACGCUAUGUCUGACGCUGUUGUAAAAGUUGACAUGACUGAGGAAGAGGGUGACAAAGAGAAAAAGAAGAAGAAGAAGAAGAAAAAGAAGGGGGGAGUGGAGGAAGAGGAUGAGGCAGACGAGAGUGUGCUGGACUGGUGGUCUAAAUAUUUUGCUUCAAUAGAGACACUGAAGGAGACCCUCAGAGCCCAGGAAGUGGCUCAGGCAGAAGCAGAGGAGAGAGAGGACCUGGAGAUAGCAGCAGAGGCAGCAGAUAUCAAACCUGAUGACCUUCUUCUGAAAGGCUCCAGGACGAAGGAAAAGGGCAAAGAGAAGAAGAGCUCCAAGGACAAGAAAAAGAGCCAGGCUGCAGACAGUUUGGAGAAACAACCGUUUAAAGUCAAACUGGACGAGCUGGUGGUGUACAACAAGGAGCUGGAGAGUGAGUAUGGCAACUUUGAAGACUGGCUUCAUACUUUCAAUCUGUACAGAGGAAAAGCUGGGGACGACGAUGAACACACUCUGGAUGAUGACAGAAUUGUUGGAAGAUUCAAGGGAUCCUUAUGUAUGUACAAGCUACCUCUGCCUGGGGAGAUCAGCAGGGAGGCGGGAUUUGAUCCUAAUAUGGGCAUGUUCCAGAGCAUCCCGCAUAAUGAUCCGAUCAACGUCCUUGUCCGUGUCUAUGUGGUCAGGGCUACAGAUCUUCAUCCUGCUGAUAUAAAUGGGAAGGCUGAUCCAUAUAUUGUCAUCAAGCUGGGCAAGUCAGAGGUCAAAGACAAAGAGAACUACAUCUCCAAACAGCUCAAUCCUGUAUUUGGCAAAGCAUUUGACAUUGAGGCCACGUUCCCCGUGGAGUCCAUGCUAACAGUGUCUGUGUAUGACUGGGACUUGGUCGGCACCGAUGACCUGAUUGGAGAGACAAAGAUUGACCUGGAGAAUCGUUUCUAUAGCAAGUACAGAGCCACCUGUGGCAUUUCAUCCACCUACUCUGUCCAUGGAUACAAUGUUUGGCGCGACCCUUUGAAGCCCAGUCAGAUCCUGGCUAAGCUCUGUAAGGAUGGCAAGAUCGAUGCACCUCAGUAUGGGCCUGGAGGCAAAGUCAAGGUGGCAGAUCGAAUCUUCCAUGGACCAACAGAGAUUGAAGAGGAGAAUGGUCUGAAGAAGCAGACUGAGGAACAUCUGGCCCUGUCAGUGCUGAACCACUGGGAGGAGAUUCCGAGAGUGGGCUGCAAGCUCGUCCCUGAGCAUGUGGAGACCAGGUCCCUGCUGCACCCUGACAAACCUGGCAUUGAACAGGGCCGUAUUGAAAUGUGGGCGGACAUGUUUCCUAUGGACAUGCCUGCUCCUGGACCUGCUAUUGACAUAUCACCACGGAAACCAAAGAGAUAUGAGCUCAGGGUGAUUAUUUGGAAUACAGACGAAGUAAUACUGGAGGAUGAUGAUUACUUCACUGGGGAAAAGUCCAGUGACAUAUUUGUCAGGGGGUGGCUUAAAGGGCAGCAGGAGGACAGACAGGACACAGAUGUGCACUAUCACUCCCUGACCGGUGAGGGAAACUUUAACUGGCGCUUUGUCUUCCCCUUCAAUUACCUCAUUGCUGAAGAGAAGAUCGUAAUCUCGAAGAAAGAGUCCAUGUUCUCCUGGGAUGAGACAGAAUACAAGAUUCCUCCUCGCCUCACGCUGCAGGUCUGGGAUGCCGAUCACUUCUCUGCUGAUGAUUUCCUCGGUGCGAUUGAGCUGGACCUGAACCGGUUCCCACGUGGGGCCAAGACAGCCAAGCAAUGCUCCCUCAAUAUGAUCCGAAACGAGCAGGAGCUUCCCACGAUUUCCAUCUUCAAACAAAAGAGAGUGAAAGGCUGGUGGCCAUUUGUUGCCCGUGAUGAGAAUGAUGAGAUCGAGCUCACGGGUAAAGUUGAGGCUGAACUUCAUCUGGUGAUGGCAGAAGAAGCAGAGAAAAGUCCUGUAGGACUGGGACGAAAUGAACCAGAUCCACUGGAAAAACCAAAUCGUCCGGACACCACCUUCCUGUGGUUCCUGAGCCCGCUGAAAGCCAUCCGCUACCUGGUGUGCAACCGCUACAAGUGGCUGAUCAUCAAGAUCGUGCUGGCCCUGCUGCUGCUCAUCAUGCUGGGCCUCUUCCUCUACAGCAUGCCAGGCUACAUUGUCAAGAAACUGCUGGGGGCCUGAGAGGCUGCAGGAAGGACAGGAAGGAGGUGGCCAGCCCAGAAAGAUUGAGAGAUGGAUGUGUGGAUGAGGGAACUGGAGAGACACAGAGGGUCGAUGCUGACUUGUGAGAAAAGUACAAGGAGUGUCAUACCACAGGAAGGAAGGCGGAGGGAACAGAAGGCACUUUGAAGGUCCGACUGCAUUAAGUCUCCUCACUAAUUCAUUCUGAUCUUCAAGUACAGCUCGCCACCUUCCACCCUAGCUCUGAGGAGAGAAGCAGACACCACCUGAAAUACAGUAACUCCCCCACAAGUCAUGAGUAACACUAACUGUCUAAAUCCUCUAUUCAAUCUGCAGCAAGCCUGACAAACCUAAUGAUCAGUAUCUGGACUCCAUCCUUGAACUGAGUAGACAGCAAUAAAAUGCCAUAAAACACCCCCCAAACUACAGCUUUGGGUUAGUGGUCAGAUUGCAUGGACAUUCAUUUCAAGUGAUGCUAUUAGAUCUACCAUUACUGCUCCCCCCGGCUGUAUUUAGCAAUUAAUAGCACUAUAUGAACAUUUAAAAAUUAACUGCAUAACACACUAUAAUGUAGAUAUUUUCAGUUAUAAUGUACAUUUAGCAGUUCUAUGAAGAAAUAUUUUGUUACAACUGUUUUACUAUAUUGUCAUUCAUUAUCUGUUCAUAUAGCAGCCCCCAUUUAUGUGUCCGUAGGAGGAGAUACUGUUGUUAAAAAACACAUUAAAUACAGACAUUUGCUUACAACCACAUUAUAGCUUGUCAGAAAUGUUUAUAUAAUGCUUACAAAUGCUAAACAGGGGUUAAAGCAAAUCUUUUUUUUUUAACUCAUAGCUUUUGCAGUCUUUGCACACUUCAGGAAUAAUGAAGAAACUAAACUAAAGAUGUCUAUUUUCCUAAUAAAAUCCAGUGAGAGACAGAACAAGAUGACCAAAAUCAAACUCAAAUCAUUAUUAAGCUCUCUAGUCUACAUGAUUUAGUUGAACAGCUAUAUUAAAUGUUUAAACUCUUGCAUCAAAGCAACCAAACCAGACCAGGGUCAAACAGUAUUUGCAAAAAAAAAAAAAAAAAAUUACUUUUUAAUUCAGUUUUUUACAAUUAUUAUGUGAACUGUAUACUGUAAGUAUAGUUCAGCCCAUUCUCUCACAGUUGUGUUGAUUGAUCGAUUUAACCCUCACAAGAAAUUAUUUUGCAGAUAUCAUUAGACCAGGUCUAAUUUUUUUUUAAGUCUUCAAAAGUAACAAGUAAUUCGUUAUCACUGUUUUCUAACAAAAUAUAGACUUAUGCAUGUGUCUUGUGAUACCUGACCACAAAGGUUAUGUUUGUUGGCAUGACUUGUAUUCCUAGCUUGAGACAAACCACACUGUUAACACUUUACACAUGUGACGAUGAGUUCAUAGAAUUACAGUUAAAGUGCAUGGGGUUAUUCUGCUGUGUCCAUAACCCCCUUUUCAAAUUUGCUUUAGCUCAUUUAUGUUGCACUCUUUGUUUGUGAUUUUCAUUCAUCAGUUACACAGUUAUUGUUUGCACUAAACUCGACUGGUUUUACUAGGAAUGUGUGUAUUUGUAUGUCUGUUGAAAUGUGUCCACUAUUUAUUUUUUUGGCUGUGUUGGCAGUUUGAAAUAAACUGAAUCCCAUGAACACCAUGUCUGACAUAAAGUUGCAGCCUGAGUGUGUAAGAAAGUGGAGCGCUCCGAUUUUUCUCUUCAACGGUUUUCUCUACUUAAUGUUAACUAUUGUUUUUUUUGGCCUGCAUUCAUCUCUUCCUUCAGCUGCUUUCAGUCUUACACUUCGACUAUGCCUGCCUUUUAGCCAAAAGGUGAAAAACAGAGAGUACACACAUCCUUAACAUUUAACCAUCUGUGUUUAAGGUACAGAUUCCUUGGUACUCUUUGGAAAUGCCACUUGAUUUCUGACUCUCCCUCCAGCUGCUUUUCCAACUAAUCAUUUUGUCAGUACAAUACCAGAAACCAGUGAAACAUGCAAAUUCCAAGACCCUCAACUAACAUCUUGAAGUUGCUCAUUUCGUUCAUUUGUUCAAUCAAACACAAAGAUGCUCGAACUAAAAAAAAAAAAAAA
Monopterus albus (swamp eel) is the source of this 8499-nucleotide messenger RNA. It is a transcript of the gene otofa, whose product is annotated as otoferlin a. The transcript is spliced from 47 exons. The coding region runs from base 261 to 6422 and encodes 2053 amino acids. Gene Ontology annotation, biological process: synaptic vesicle priming; plasma membrane organization. The record is from RefSeq and is a predicted model, not a curated record. Gene Ontology annotation, cellular component: presynaptic active zone membrane; synaptic vesicle membrane. Lineage: Eukaryota; Metazoa; Chordata; Actinopteri; Synbranchiformes; Synbranchidae. Gene Ontology annotation, molecular function: calcium ion binding; AP-2 adaptor complex binding.